This is a messenger RNA of Pelodiscus sinensis (Chinese soft-shelled turtle), 3198 nucleotides long. Lineage: Eukaryota; Metazoa; Chordata; Testudines; Trionychidae. The record is from RefSeq and is a predicted model, not a curated record.
UUACACCCUUUACACGCACCCAGCUUCAUCCUUUGUGCCUUGAGCUGGAUGCUCAUGCAGCGACAAACUGGCCCAGGAAAGCUCAUCACCUAAUAAACCAUCUUGUUAGUCUUUAAAGUGCUGCAUUGUCCUGUCUUGUUUCAGCUACAACAGACUAACAUGGCUGCAUCUCUAUCACUUUUCCCCACUCCUUUCAGGAGAGCCCUUGCCGUUUGCAGCACCUGGGGACUGGGAGGAGUUUGGGCUUCUCACUAGGAUGCUGUGGCCUUUGGCUGUCUCUUGAUACCUGCCUGCCUUUUUUCUGCCUCUGUGUCAGGCAUAUCUUUCAAGCUCAGGGUGAUCUUUCCAUUUGUUAAAAGGACAUGUAGGAAGAACCUGUCAUCACUGACUCAUAUUAUCUGUGGAAAAGGGAAUAAUUGAAACACUUCUGUUAAUAAAUUGAAACCAUUGAUUACAAUGUGUUGGUUAAAGCCAGGCUUAAUGUACUUUGUUUUUCCUUUUCCUACCAGAAUGAUGGUAGCUUGUGUCUCCCUGCACCACCACAUGACUGGAGAUGGUGCUAAAACAUUCAUCAUCCUAUUGUCCAAAUUACUCAGAGGACUUCAGGAAAUUCUUGAUAAAAGAGAAGGUUCUCCUUUUUGUGAGGCUAUUCAAAGGAGAGGGCGAUAUCAAAAACAUCAUUGCCUGAAACAAAUAUCUCAAUCUCUUAUGACAUUUCAGACUCACAUAUUGGACCAGAUCACAGCAGAAGACCUAAGAAAACAUUUUUUCUCUGCUUUCUCUAGUUUGGAAGGAGAGAUAAGCAGGCACACGAUGGAGUCAAUAUUAGAAGCUUACUUUUGUGGAAGAAUAGGAAAUAGUCAUCAGAAGCUUCUUUCCCAAUUGAGUUGUGAUUUCUAUUACAGAUGUGUGCAUUUUAAAAAUGGUAGAAAUGAAAUGCUGAAUUUGGUGAAUGACUAUUUUGUAGAAUUACAUUUUGCUGUACCAGGUCUUCCUGUUUCAAAUUCCAGGAUCUUAGAAGGACUUGUUCUUCACAGAGAUUUUGGUGUGUACUGUCCAGCAGAUGGUGACAUAAGAAUGUUAAUUGUAACAGAAUCCAUCCACUCUGAUCUUUCUGCCUCUGAUUUAGAGUUUGUUGUAAAUGCAGAAGUUCAGUAUCAGGCUUCCCAAGUCUGGUUUACAAAAAGAACAGAAACUAUAAUGAAACACUUGCAGAGCAACAAUAUAAAAGUAUUAUUGUCAAGUGUGAAACAACAAGAAAUAGUUAUUUACUAUGCAAAAAUAAGUGGUAUAUCUGUUGUUGAGUGUUUAUCGUCAGAAGAAAUCUCUCUUCUCUGCAAAACCACAGGUAUCUCACCGUUUGUACCUACUCGGGACAAUGUACGUUGUGAGAUCACUGAAACCAUGGUAGCAAAAUUUUGUCGUCCUAUUGUACUUGGCUCCAAGAGAUAUGUUCAUCUUGGCUUGACAAGGACAUGUGCCUUUCAGCCACACUGUGUGAUCUUUUGUGGACCAGUGCAUGGCGUCACUGAGCAGCAUGCCUCUGCUUUUCAAGGAGCAUUUAAAAUGUUACAGCAACUAUUUAAAGCAGUUGACUUGAGUGACAAAUGUGCUGCACAACCCGAAAACCCAAAUAAUACUUCAGAAGCUGUAUACUGUAGUUUGCAAUAUUCAUCUCAACAGAAACUCAAAAUGGAGAAUAAUUCUUGUAACGGGGAAAAGAUCAACAACCAACAACUGAAAACAUUUCCGGCUGAAACAGAAAAACAGUUUGUAGACUCUUAUUCAUGGGUAGAUGAAAAUCCAUCAUGUAGUCAAACAUAUUUGCAAAAAUCCUCAAACCUAGUCAUGCCUAUUGUAAAAUUAAAGAACGAUUUUAUGUUUUCAGCUCUCAUUGAUAGAGGUCAUACUUUAAGAGAGUUGCAGAAAUUCAAGUAUCCAAGUGAAAUGGGCAUAAAGAAUAAGAGUGAGCCAGUUGUCAAUAACCACAGGAUUUGUAAUGAUGCUAUGACAGCAAUAGAAAACACUAGUACAUCCGUUGUGUCCAAACAUCUAAAUACUACUAAGGACUAUUGGAAUCCAGGCAAUCCUAUAAUUCCAUUUAAGUAUGAGAAGAGUUAUAACCACACAAUCCAAAGUUACACCAGUUCAGUCAUACAGGCAGGAUCAGUUUUGCCAGUGGGAGGCAACUUUGAGAUGCUGUUACAUUAUUAUCUCCAUUCCUAUGCAAAAAAGUGCCUACAGCCAAAAAUAACUGUUGUUUCUACUGUAAUUGCUGAUGCAUUGCUGAGCAUUCCAAAAAUCCUUCAUAGGACAACAAAAAAGAACAGUUUUACUCAGGUCUAUUUCAAAGCCACUAGUGCACUUCAAAUUAAUAAUCAGCUGCACAUGAAUCAACAAGGUCUAGAAUCAGUGUAUUGUAAAUAUCAGUUAGUAGCUUCUGUUCUUCAUUGUGUUACAAAACUUCUCACUAUUGAUUUAAUAAUUGCCAUUAGGAGACUACCUCAAAAGACUGAGGAUAAUGAUUCAGAAGGAGAUUUGUGAAAAUAACUUUGUUUUUCCUAUGUGUUUUGGUUAAGUCUGGAUGUCCAAGCUCAGGGCCAGAACAAAUGCUUCUUUCUAUAACAAAGAUGGAAGAAAAAGAUCAUUGCAGGUUUUUAUUGCUAUUGAAUUCAGUAAAGCAAUUUCUGUUAAUUUCAAGCAUAAGUAAAUGCAAUAGUAUGCAUUUGGAGUAAAACUGAUUAUGGCCCUGUGCACCAUAUUAUGAAAGAUCUCUGCCCAAUGGUGAAUCUCACCUCAUUUUUCAAAUUUUUAAUAUUUAUGCAAAUUAAGUGUGAAUUUUGGUUUUACUGGCAAGUUACCUUGUGGUAUGUACCACCAAAAUGUUGUAAAGCUAAAGAACUAGCUUUAACAAUUGUUUAAAAAGUAAAAAAAUCUCUAAUUUAUUAAUCUUUAUAAGGACUUGAAUUAAAUGUUUUUAACCAUACAUUGUGUUUUUGUGUAUAUAUUUUCCCUAUUUUUUGGCCUUAUAAUCAUGUAAUGUUGAUGUGAAGAGGAUUAAGACAGCCAUCAGUAGGCUUUAAGCCAAUAUGUAUCGUAUCACGCUUAAACAAAACUUUUAUUUGCAGAUAAUUCAAACAUAACAUCCAGACAUACAGAAUAUCUUUAUUUCAAUCUAUGUACUAUAUACAUUUUUUA